This is a messenger RNA of Leptinotarsa decemlineata (Colorado potato beetle), 1813 nucleotides long. RefSeq names its product glucose dehydrogenase [FAD, quinone]-like. The record is from RefSeq and is a predicted model, not a curated record. Lineage: Eukaryota; Metazoa; Arthropoda; Insecta; Coleoptera; Chrysomelidae. Gene Ontology annotation, molecular function: flavin adenine dinucleotide binding; oxidoreductase activity, acting on CH-OH group of donors.
GUUGCAAUGAAGGCAAAAUGGAAUGGCCUCAUGGUUUUGCUCUUAGUGGAAGUUCAAUCAUCAACCAUAUGGUACAUGUCAGAGGAAACUCGAUUGACUAUGAUAGAUGGGAAGCUAUGGGAAAUCCGGGAUGGUCUUACAAGGAUAUGUUUCCCUAUUUUCUCAAAUCAGAAGAUUCUCACCUUCAAAUGCAAGAUGAGGGAUAUCACAAUGUAGGUGGUUAUUUGUCAGUAAGUGAUGUUCCAUUUCGGACGAAAGCCGCAGAUGCUUAUAUAAAGGCAGCUCAAGAAGCAGGUCAUCCAUAUGUGGAUUAUAAUGGAAAAAAUCAGCUAGGGGUGUCCUACGUUCAGUCAACUACUCUUAAGGGAAGAAGGUGCAGUGCUGAGAAAUCGUUUCUGAGACCGGUUCGAAAGAGACCCAAUUUGAAAAUUCAAACNAUAAUAUUUAUUUGUCGAAAACAACUACAAUUGAAUACUGGUGGCAAACCGAAUAAACCACAUCCCAUCCUCAUUGAGUGUAGCAACAGUAAAGUAAGAACAGCUAUUCUUACCAAGGCCAAAAAACUCAAGGGUACAGGAAUAUUCAUAUCGCCCUAUUAUCCUUCGGAAGAAUAUCAGAAAAAGAAACGCCUCUUUCAUUGUCAGAAUACUGCCAGGCAGCAAGGAAUGAUAGCAACAAUCAAAUGUUAUUCCCUUGUAAUAGACGGUGAAAGCUACAGCCUUGACAACCUGGAAAUACAGCCCUUUAUGAAUUUUUCGACGGACCAUCAUUCGAGUAAAUCAACGCUGCAUAGAAGUGACAGCGUCUCCUCCAUUACAAGCAGUUCAUCUCAAAAAAGGCAGCUUGAACAAGACGAUCCCAUCAUUACUGUUCCUGCUAAGAAAAAUCUUCGUAUUCCCGUUAUUCAGGAUUUGCCGGUUGGAGUUGAAAUGUAUGACCACCCCACUUUCCCUGGAAUUUUUUUUCGACUAAAUGAAAGUAUAGGCAUUGACCUGUUGAAGGAACUAACAAGUUCAAUGACGUUCUCUCAAUAUUUCAGGGAAUCUAGGGGAUUUUUCUCAUCUAUAGGGGGAAUUGAAGCAAUGACAUACAUAAGAACAAAUGUUUCAUCAGAUCCAGAUCUUUCCUAUCCUGACAUGGAAUUGCUUUUUCUUGCUGGAUCAUUUAAUACCGAUUAUGGUGUUACUUAUAGAACACUUUUAAAUAUACCGCCUACUAUGUAUAAUGCAAUUUGGAGGCCCUUAGAAGGAAAGCCGGUAUAUCAAGUAUUUCCUAUGCUAGUUCAUCCAAAAUCCAGAGGAUACAUAGAAUUGAGGUCUAGAGAUCCAUUAGAUUCACCCAAAUUCUAUGCGAACUAUCUAUCUGAUCCCGAAAAUCACGAUGUCAGAACUUUCAUAGCAGCAAUAAGGGAAAUACAAAGGAUUAGCCAAAGCCCGUCUCUACAAAGAUAUGGAGCUAAAAUAGUUGACACUAAAAUACCUGGUUGUGAAGGCUACCAGUUCAAUAGUGACGAAUAUUGGGAAUGUUCGCUGAGAACCAUUAUUGGUAGUCUCUACCAUCAAGUUGCUACUUGCAAAAUGGGUCCUAAGAAUAAUGGAGCAUCAGUAGUAGAUCCUCGUUUGAAAGUUCAUGGAAUAAAACAGUUACGUGUGGUCGACACAGGUGUUAUACCACUUCCUCUGACUGCUCAUACAAAUGUGCCAGCAUAUGCGAUUGGAGAAAAAGCUGCUGAUUUGAUAAAAUCUGAUUGGUUCAACAACUGAUCUCGUUAGGCACAACUAUGAUUUUCUAUAUAUAGCAUCAAAAACUACAA